Molecule: messenger RNA, 714 nt
Organism: Eimeria necatrix
Lineage: Eukaryota; Apicomplexa; Conoidasida; Eucoccidiorida; Eimeriidae
Exons: 2
Coding region: 1-714 (237 amino acids)
Source: RefSeq, a predicted model, not a curated record
AUGGAAGAAAGCAACUCUUUUUUGGAAAAAGAAGAAGACUUGGCGGCGGAAGAUGCAGACAUUUCGUUCCUCUGCCGCUAUCGGCGGCAGUUCCAGAGCCUGGCGGCCGAGAUGGAACACCUCCGAUCUUCGGACUUGCGCCGAAAAAAAGAAGAACUGAAACUCAUUUCGGAAAUAAAUGAAUUAAAACGCAAAAUAAAUGAAGAUGGAGUUCAAAAACGAGCAGCUUCGGCGUUUGCUGCGCAGCAGCAGGAGGCGGCGGCCAGCGGCUGGCGCCGGGACGGCGAGCAGCAGCAGCGGGAAAUCGCGGAGUUGCGGGCCGUCCGCGGGGCCCUGCAGCAGGCGCUCGAAGCCGCGCAGCAGCAGCUCGCAGCAGCAGAAGUCCAACUCUUUUCUUUGAAAAGAGAAAACGAAAACUUCCAACUCAAAGAAGACAGAGACAAAGCAGCAGCAGAACUGCUGCAGCAAAUUGCCCACGGCCAGGCCAGCCUCGCGGACCAGUGUCGAGGCUUGAAGAAGGCGCUGCAGCGUGAGCUCUCCCGCUGCUGCUGCUGCUGCUGCUGCUGCUGCAGGUGUUUGCUGCUGCUGCAGGUGUUCGCUGCUGCUGCAGGUGUUCGCUGCUGCUGCUGCAAUGCUGCUGCUGCUGCUGCUGCUGCUGCUGCUGCUGCUGCUGCAGGUGUUCGUUUGGGUGUCUUUGAGCGGGGAAGCAGUUGA